CAGAAGCAGCACAAGUCUCAUCCAGAACAGCAAAAAGUACACAGACUCCUCUCCAAUGGAAGAAGAAACCCAGCCAUCAUCUCUCUCGUCUUUGCCUCAAAGCCAUGGCUUGUGACAAGAGUUUCUGCAGCAGUUACUUGCUGUUGAGCCCCGAUAAAGCCGGUGCCGUCGAUCUUUUUCACAUUUUGACCUGCAGCGAUGCGCGCAGAAGAAAGUUUGUGGACUCCUCCGAGGAAGGAGAGGAGAGCUUCGGGCGAAGACGGCUCAUGUUUGUAUCCGUUCUCGUGCAGAAGCUUCUGCUUCUUGUGGCCAAGCCCAUGUAUUGGAUCGGGUCGGCGAUUGUGUUUUGGUUGAAUCUCUUGCCAAGCAAUGGGAACUUCGGAAGGCUUCUCGUCAACUGCUUUCGAGGGAAGGUGGUGAUGCCGGACAGAGAGUCGGGGAGCUUCAUAUCUUUGGUCGGUAAUUCGGACACGAGAGUGGAACUGGUCAACCGCAUCAGGCCCUGCGACGGCGAGUACUAUGCGGCUCUCACCAUGAUGGCUUCAAAAGCAUGCUACGAGAGCGAGGCCUACCUACGAACCAGAGCCACCCACCAUUGGCAGGUCGAGAGGUAGAGAUCGAAUGGAAUUCUUGGGUCCUACAACUUUUGGAAUGAUUAUCAAAGGAAAGCAACUACGCAAGCCUUCAUGCUACGUGACCGGGACACCAUCGUGGUCGCCUUCCGAGGCACGGAACCUUUCGACACAUACGCGUGGUGCUUGGACUUGGACCUCUCGUGGUACGAGUUACCAGGUGUCGGAAAGAUCCACCGUGGGUACAUGAAAGCCCUAGGGCUCCGAAAGAACUUCAGCUGGCCAAAAGAGCUCGCCCCACGUCUAAAAACGCCUGUGCCGUCGGCUUACUAUGCCAUAAAGGAGAAGCUGAGGUCCUUGGCCGUGCACGGGGAGACGUGGCUGAUGGAGAGAUUGGAGGGGGUCUACACAUUUGGUCAACCUAGGGUUGGAGAUGACAAGUUUGGGGAGUUCAUGGAGAGGGCCUUCAAGGAUCAUCGGAUAGACUACUUUCGGUCCGUUAUUGGGGAUGACAUUGUGCCUAGGCUGCCUUACGAUGAUUCAGCUUCCAUGUUCAAGCAUUUUGGGCGUUGUUGCUACUUCAAUAGCAAAUAUCAAGGGAAGAUUGUCAGGGAAGAACCGAACAAGAACUACUUCUCGCUUCUGCGCGCGAUCCCGAUGAUGAUGGACACCUGGUACAAGCUCAUCCGAAGCUUCGUGAUUGCUCGCGAGAAGGGACCGAGCUACAGAGAAGGGUGGUUGAUGAGGAUUUUCAGAGCGAUUGGCCUGCUAAUUCCAGGGGUACCUGCUCAUUUCCCUCAGGACUAUGUAAAUUCUGCAAGGUUAGGAGCGUCGCAGCUAUUCCCACACCAACAAUGACUAUGAAUAGUUAUAGCUUUACACAACGUGAUAUUGUCAUUUUCUAAUAAUUUAAACU
Rhodamnia argentea is the source of this 1488-nucleotide messenger RNA. RefSeq names its product triacylglycerol lipase OBL1. Gene Ontology annotation, biological process: lipid metabolic process. NCBI's taxonomy places the organism in Eukaryota, Viridiplantae, Streptophyta, Magnoliopsida, Myrtales, Myrtaceae. Gene Ontology annotation, molecular function: triacylglycerol lipase activity. The record is from RefSeq and is a predicted model, not a curated record. The transcript is spliced from 6 exons.